AUGGCUCCUGCUGCUGCUCAUGCGGCCGAGGGAAUCAUAUCGCCCAUCGAUGUGAACUCGAUGCCGCCGUUUUGGCGUCGAAAGAAUGGCAUUUUGCUUUACUUCCUUCUCACGUCGUCUCUUCUGGCUAGUGCUGCGCUCGGUAUCGAUGGAUCCAUGACAAAUGGAAUGCAAGUCCUGAAUUCCUGGCAAGACAGAUUUGGGCACCCUGAAGGCGCGAAGCUUGGAUUCUUCGGAGCUUCUAACGCCAUCGGCGGUGUCAUUCCAUUCAUCUUCUUAAGCUGGAUCGGUGAUAAAUGGGGGCGCCGUUUGCCCACUGCUUUGGGUUCUGUCGUCAUCAUCGUCGGUGUUAUGGUCGAGUUCUUUGCUACCUCUUUGAACAUGUAUAUCGGCGGUAAAAUUGUCCUGGGAGUUGGAUCAUCGCUCAUCCAGAUGGGCGCACCGGUGUUGGUCACUGAGCUAUCCCAUCCCAAGGAACGUGUACAGGUCACCACAUUCUACAACACAUCCAUCGUUCUUGGGUACGUGAUUGGUGCAUGGGCCACCUUCGGCUGUUAUAGAAUUGACAGUCAAUGGUCCUGGAGAUUACCUACUCUGAUCCAGAUUGUACCGUCGGCUUACCAGUUCUGUCUCAUCUGGUUUUGCCCCGAGUCGCCUCGCUGGCUGAUUGCAAAUGGCCGUGUGCAGGAAGCCCGCGAUAUCUUGAUCAAAUACCAUGGCGAAUGCAAUCCGAACUCCGAACUAGUGGAGCUCGAAUGCGCUGAGAUUCAACAGGCCAUCGCCAAGGAAGCCGAGAACAACAUGACCUGGAAGGACUUCUUCUCUUCCAGAGCCAACAUGAAGCGUAUCUUCCUUUGCUUUUCCACGGCUGUCUUCAGUCAGAGCUCUGGAAACUUGCUGGUGUCCAACUAUCUUACGCAGAUCUUGAAGGAUACUGGACUCAAGACCGAGUACGAAAUCACCCUGAUCAACGGAAUGGUCACACUCUGGCAGUAUAUUGUGGCCAUCUUUGUCACUCUUAUCAUUGACCGCUUCCGCCGUCGCUUCUUUUUCCUCACUGGAUCUGGCGGUGUCCUGGUCACCUUCAUCGUUUGGACAAUCGCUGCUCAGCAGUAUCUUGAGCACAACUCGCUGGCCGCCGGUCGACUGGUUAUUGCAUGCAUUUUCUUCUUCCAGGCUUUCUACACUUUUGCUUGGACGAACUUGAUCGUCACCUAUCCUCUCGAAGUGGUGACACUGCAGAUGCGUGCCAAGACAUGGGCUUUCGUCCUGCUGACCAUCCAAGUGGCCUCAAUCUUCGGAAGUUACGUCAACCCCAUUGCACUGAAAAACAUCGGAUGGAAGUUCUACAUCUAUUACUGUAUCUGGGUGUUCAUCGUCUUCCUCAUUGUCUACUUCUUCUUCGUCGAGACUGCCGGACCCACUUUGGAAGAACUGGCCUAUUUGUUUGAGGGUGAAGAUACCAAGAAGGAGAUGGUGCACAAGAUCGAGGAAAAGAAGGAUCAAGUCACAUAUGAGGAGCAGGUGGAAGACAAGAUUGCAUGA
Molecule: messenger RNA, 1545 nt
Organism: Penicillium daleae
Lineage: Eukaryota; Fungi; Ascomycota; Eurotiomycetes; Eurotiales; Aspergillaceae
Product: putative MFS hexose transporter
Exons: 2
Coding region: 1-1545 (514 amino acids)
Biological process (GO): carbohydrate transport; transmembrane transport
Cellular component (GO): membrane
Molecular function (GO): carbohydrate:proton symporter activity
Source: RefSeq, a predicted model, not a curated record